Salarias fasciatus (jewelled blenny) is the source of this 3896-nucleotide messenger RNA. RefSeq names its product cardiotrophin-like cytokine factor 1 (gene clcf1). Gene Ontology annotation, biological process: positive regulation of tyrosine phosphorylation of STAT protein; cell surface receptor signaling pathway. Lineage: Eukaryota; Metazoa; Chordata; Actinopteri; Blenniiformes; Blenniidae. Gene Ontology annotation, molecular function: cytokine activity. The record is from RefSeq and is a predicted model, not a curated record. Bases 278 to 1732 code for a protein of 484 amino acids. The transcript is spliced from 3 exons. Gene Ontology annotation, cellular component: extracellular region.
GCCGUCAUUCAGUCUGUCACACGGACCACACAAGUCAGCGGACCGUCAAUAUUUCUGCUCCAUCCACUCUUCAGGUACCGAUUCAACAUCACCUGUACUUUUUCCCCUCAUCCUCUCCAGAAGAGGAGAGUAGCCUGACCUGAGCCCAAACAAGGUGAAAAGUUGGUGAUUUUUUCCCCCCCCUGAAAGCGAUCUACAGAAGAGACGAUCACUUGGAUCGGUUUAUUUCUGCUCAGAGGAUCAACUUCUGCGAGCGCACUCGGAGGAACUGGGAGCGAUGAGAAGGUUUUGCAAAGUCUGUCAGCACCAGCUCGUCUUGCUAUUGGCUGCUGCCAUAGCGGCGGCUGCGGAUCCGUCCCACAACCUCGCCAGUGAGAGGACUUCAAUAGAGAGCACGUACGAGCUGACCAAAUACCUGGAGUAUCAGCUCAAGGAAAUCAAAGACGUAUAUCUGACCUAUCUGGGACCUCCAUUCAAUGAGAAGGACUUCUCCCCUCCGAGACCCAACAGCACAGCGCUGACUCUGCCGAGCGCCGCCACCCGGCUGGAGCUGUGGCACGGCUUGGAGAACCAGGCCCGGCUCGCCCAGAACCAGAAGGCCUACUCCGUCCUGCUGGCAGCCGUCAGGGAGCUGGCCCGCUCCACCCUCUGCCCCUCUCUGAAGAUCUCCCUGCUGCACUUCUGCACGGGUCUGGAUGGACUGCUGGGCUCCAUAUCGGCUCUGAUGACCACCCUCGGCUAUGCGCUCCCCCCUCAGUCUGCUAACAUGCAGAGUAAUGUGGGUGAGCUGCAGUACCAGCAGAGGGGGACAGGAGGCAACAGACCGGCUCCUCUCAUUAGCCCACACAGAUACAGAUCCGGAUCCAGAACAGAGUCCGGUCAGCGCAGCGGCCAGAGACGGAGCGGGACCAAGGCGGUCAGAGGAGAGAGGGAAGAUGGCAUGGACGUGACAGAAAGGAGAAGAGGGAGAGAGUGGAGGAGCGGGGGAUCGAGGGAGAGGGGAAAAGGAGAACGAGGUAGAAGAGAGAAGAGGGACGAGUCAGAUCUCGGGAAAAGAGCUGUGAGCGUAGAAAGAGUCGAGGAAGAGCAGCAAAAUGAAGAGGUGGAGAGGUGGGGUCGAAGACUGAUGAGUAUUGAUGAUGGGAAUGAUGGGAACAUGAGUCCGUCUGAAAUGAGGAUAAAGGUGUCGUAUCUCAGCUCCGCCUCCCUGCAGAAACAAACCUACAGCCACGAGUACAGCUACAACCUGAACGCUCCCCACCCGGACUCCCUCAGAGAGGAAGACGGAUUUAUCUUAGAUUCAAACAGAGGACUCCCAGUCGAGGAGGAGAAGGAGAAGACAGAUGCGUCCUCCUCUUCCUCUGCUCAUCAUCAGCACGUUCGGCCUCCUCGCUCUCUCCUCCCCCCGACGCUCCAGCCUCCUCUGUCCACCUUCUCCCUCCUGUACCAGAUCGGGGGUGAGGAGCACACUCUCCUCUCUCAACCCGUCCCUCUAUCUCUAAGACGGGGCACCUCUCUCCUCUCGCCUCCUCUGAAUCCACUCUUCUCCUCCUCCUCCUCCUCCUCCUCUUCCUCCUCCGCUACUUCCUCCUCUUCGCUGCUGUCCGUGCGGCCGACGAUGAACGAUUUCGCCAGGAAGGUGGAGGGCUUUUGGAUACUGAGAGAGCUGCAAAGCUGGCUGUGGCGAUCAGCGAAAGACUUUAACCGCCUCAAGAAGAGACUCAGAGGCUGAACCCUCUGGACGGGACUGGACACUGAGAAGCACGCGCACACACACAAGAGUGCAGUAUAUCGGAAUCUAUUAUUUGCACAAAAUCUGCGUGGAGAAAAAACUGAGAGCUUUAACAGACAAAAGCACACAAACACGUUCAUUCUUCACAAAUUCAUUCAUACCGUACUGGAAUACGUGAAUGAAGAACCAUUUUGAUUAAAACAAUAAACAAAAAGCGCUCAUGGAAUCUAACCCACGCAAAGCCAACACAUUGCCCCAACUGUCACCCAUUUAAUGCACAUAGCAGCUCAUUGAGCAAGGCACGCUGACACUGGGCUGAGUUACCGGACUUCACGGCUCACAGAUCAACAGGAAUACCACUGUAGGUGGUUAGACACACAGACGGUCGGGGGCAAACCGAGGGACAGGCAGCGAGACAGACAGUGCAGGCAUUGAGAGAACGCUGAUUCAGUGACCCACAGUUGUGUGAAUCAGCAAACGCCCAUUUUCUCUAAAGGAAGAGGGAAAAAUGUCUGAAUGGGUAAAAGACAAAAGGGCGAGGAAAAAUGGCCAGAAGGGUGAUGAGGGAAAGGAAACGGAGGGAGACGUGAGUCAGGAGAUGAGCACUGGAAAUAACCAGCAGAGGCGUACUGCUGAGUAAUCACAAGUCAACCGGUCAGUUACAGUAACCCUACAACAGCGCUACACAUACUGUCCACACACACACACACACACACACACACACACACGCGCACACACAUACACACACACACUGCAGCACUUAGUGGCGUAACGUACCAUUCCCUUUUCUUGCUGCUCUGGGUGAAGCGAUGAUAAUUAGACCCACUCGCUUUUAUUUGAACUGAACACAAUUCAGUAAAUAGUUUGGACAAAACUCUGAAGAUGGAUCCAACAGCUGGUUAGCUUCGCUAAGCUUUGAGGUCACAAACAAAAUCUGUCAAGCAGCAUCUCCAAAGUUCUUUUUCUAAACCAUAUUUGUUAAUUACAGACCAAUGCUGUAAAAACAACAUUUUGCUGUGUACUGUCCAAACAGAAAAGUCACAUUUCAGCCGAUAGCACCUCAUCACUGCUGCUUUUGCAAUUUGUUGUAAUUAAUCAUUGUUUAGACUUAAUAUUCCGGUUGCUACACAGUCACAGGUACAUUUUUUUUUCACAAUAUUCAAACAAAUAACAUUGUGUGACCAGAAUCAGAUAGUGGGAGAUUUAAUUUUCUUAUCAUCGAGCUGUGCCCAGCUUGCUGUUUUGCACCAUUUUCAUGCUUCAUUUAUACAGUCGCUGUGCUGAAAAGUCAUGCACCAGAGCUACAGCUACAGUGUGUGCACACACUAGAUCACUAACAUGUGCCUUUAGCAGAAAACCAUGAACAUAUUGAAAGAUGGCAUUUGCAGGCUGUUAUCACCCUUUUAUGGCACUGAUCUCACCAGGAGGCCAUAUUAUCAGAAGACCGAGUUAAAUUGACCUGGUAUGCAUUUGGAGGUGACUCAUGGUGCUGGAUGGAUGAAACCACAAACCUUCCGACAGCAGAUUGUUGUUUUUAUCUGAAUAAGAAAAGUAAACUUAUUAAUCACGUAAAGUACACAGUUUUUCCUCAACUUAACCAAUCUGCGAUUAUUUCAGCAUGUGAGUGAGGUGAACAUUUUCAUGAGAGUAUAGACCUGACCUGCUGGGGUGAAGACAUGCUGACAUUUAACUUGCAUUUUUGGUUAAGAGCAUAUCAUAUUUAUACCAUAGCAUAUUUAUAGUUGAUAGAAACAUACAAUCCAAACACUUUCCAGGUGCCUAACUUGCUGCUAAAGGGUGUUUUUCAGUCAUGAUGAUAGCACACAACAACCACAUUGACUUCUGUUGGUCAUGAGGUGCUGCUUGGGUUUUCUGAAGAACAAAUGGACGAUCAUGGUGACAAUAUAACGCCAAAAAAUAAGAGAGUCGGUAAUGUCAUUCCUACGUCAAUUUUUUUUUUUAAACUUCUCACAACUUACCUGAACGCUUAGAAUUCUUUGGAUCAAAUUUGUUGUUUAUGUUAUUGGUGUCUGCAUUAGAUAUGAGACAGAUUAAAGGUUAUGGAUCAUUUCUUUACUAUUUAUUGAACAAGAUGUUUAUUUAUUUUUCUCCAGUGUGAAAAUACUGUAUUGUAACUCAAGAGAGAAUAAAUACUAGCUUUUGU